CAACGGGCUGUGGCCCCGCCUUUAGCCGCCAUUGCCGGGCCUACCUGGCCACCCUGCGCCGCGACCUUGCGUCCUCUCCCCGGGCGGAGCGGGUCGGCGGGCCUGACAGGGAACCUCCCUGACCGAGCCCACGUCUCCCCACGGCCAGAGAAAUCUCCGGCCCGGCCCGCGUCGCCAGCCCCCAGGCCCGGAGGAACGGCCCGAGCCCAGGAGAACCACAUCUUCGUCCCAGCCCCGGAGGCUCCUGUGGGCAAGAUCGUGAGCCAACGGGUUCCUGAGGCCCCUCCUGGCCAGGCAGGGUUUCCCCGCGCGUUUCCGAGGAGCCCUGCCUGGCCGGGCGGCUGGACAAACAGUGCACUUGCCGGCGGUCCCAACCCAGCAGGAGAAGUGGACAUGAGGUUGGCAGGCCCUCUCCGCAUUGUGGCCCUAGUCGUCAGUGUGGGUCUCACAUGGAUCGUGGUCAGCAUCCUCCUGGGUGGGCCUGGCAGUGGCUUUCCUCGCAUCCAGCAACUCUUCACCAGUCCAGAGAGCUCAGUGACUGCAGCGCCACGGGCCAGGAAGUACAAGUGUGGCCUGCCCCAGCCGUGUCCUGAGGAGCACCUGGCCUUCCGUGUGGUCAGCGGGGCCGCCAACGUCAUUGGGCCCAAGAUCUGCCUCGAGGACAAGAUGCUGAUGAGCAGCGUCAAGGACAACGUGGGCCGCGGGCUGAACAUCGCCCUGGUGAACGGGGUCAGCGGCGAGCUCAUCGAGGCCCGGGCCUUUGACAUGUGGGCCGGAGAUGUCAACGACCUGUUGAAGUUUAUUCGGCCACUGCAUGAAGGCACCCUGGUGUUCGUGGCAUCCUACGACGACCCUGCCACCAAGAUGAAUGAAGAGACCAGAAAGCUCUUCAGUGAGCUGGGCAGCAGGAACGCCAAGGAGCUGGCCUUCCGGGACAGCUGGGUGUUUGUCGGGGCCAAAGGUGUGCAGAACAAGAGCCCCUUCGAGCAGCACGUGAAGAACAGUAAGCACACCAACAAGUACGAAGGCUGGCCUGAGGCGCUGGAGAUGGAAGGCUGCAUCCCGCGGAGAAGCACGGCCAGCUAGCACGGCCAGCGCCAGGACCAGGCCGAGGGAGGCCAGACCAAGGGAGGCACGCGUGCUGCCGGGCGGACAGAGGCUGAGGCCCACACCCCAUGCCUGGGCAGGAGCGCUCCCUGGCCCCAACACAUCGGGGCUCCGAGGCAGUGACCAGAACGUGGUCUCAAGGUGGUGGGGGCUAUGGGGGCUGCGGGGGCUAGCCCUGCCGCACUUUGUCAUGGGAGCCCAGGGUACCCGCCUCCUUUUCGUAACACUGUUCCCCCCGGUCAGCCCAUCUCCCUGUCCUCCUCCAUUCCUCACGCCAUCUCUGUCCCCAUCCUGAGUCCUGGAAUGGCCCUGGGUGCCUGCCCCUCACUGUGCAACUCUGGGAGCAGCCCGGCAGGUUGGGGCGUCUUCCAGAACCUCUCCCUUCUGGAGUCACUCUGCACUGCGGGCUAAACAUGUUUCCAAUGUGAUUCCUUCCAGUGAGCCAAACCCGGUGGCUGCUUCAUGAGCCUGACUGCCUCUUGCCUGCUCUCAGCAGGAAGGGACCCCUGGAGCAGGCUGGCCCGGGGUGGUGAAGUAGCUGGAGCCCGAUCACAGUCCCGCGGUUUGUCAGGGGGCCCACCUUCUAGAUGACCCCUUAAUAAAGUGAUGGACCCACAGAAGAAA
Pongo pygmaeus (Bornean orangutan) is the source of this 1731-nucleotide messenger RNA. It is a transcript of the gene FAM3A, whose product is annotated as FAM3 metabolism regulating signaling molecule A. The coding region runs from base 394 to 1086 and encodes 230 amino acids. The record is from RefSeq and is a predicted model, not a curated record. Lineage: Eukaryota; Metazoa; Chordata; Mammalia; Primates; Hominidae. The transcript is spliced from 10 exons.